AUGAUAACAAAACUGGAUUCAUUAAAAACCAAAGAAGUUUCAAAAUUGAUUGCUUGCAGAAAGCAUAUACAAUCCUACGAUACGAUGUAUAAAUUUUAUAACAGAGGUCUUUGGUCCUCAAAAUUGAAGCUUAGAUAUUAUAGAAAGAAGCAAAAAGCCUUCAGCGAAAUAGUUAAGAUUUUUACUUGUAACAGCAUCAAAUAUCAUACGGGUGCGAUCACCAAUGCAAAUAAAACCAUCAUUGCCUAUGGAGACGGAAGAUUUUCACUUACCAUGAGAGGCAAAAGAUCUGGACCUACAAAGGUUAUCAUAAAAGCUCUUCAAAAAUGUGAACAAAAUCGUGGCGUUACAGUCCAAAUGAUAGACGAAUACCUCACCAGUCAAGUCUGCAAUAAUUGCAAGAAAAGAAAUGUUGAAAAAGUUGUGCAACGAUCGGCAAAGCGAAGAGUACAUUCUGUAUUACAGUGUCAGGAAACCGCUUAUAAUAUCAUUUGGAAUCGCAAUAAAGAAACAAUGACGCUCAUCUUUCACCAUUCCAGCGUUCUGAAUCAAAAGAAUAAUUGCAAGUAUCGUGUGUCAUUGAUAUUACUCUUUGAUACACCAUGGGUAUUCGGUCUAUCCUAUACACCAUUACAGGAACAUGUAAACUGGAGUCGUAACACACAGAUCUUUCAGAGUUUUUACUACAAACCUACAACUAAAGCUUUGUUGGGUUCCCAUAUUACCAAAUCAGUCUGUACUACAGAAAACUCGACCAUAUUGGAAGUCGAAGCGAAAGUAACUGGGUAUGAUUAA
Molecule: messenger RNA, 795 nt
Organism: Cokeromyces recurvatus
Lineage: Eukaryota; Fungi; Mucoromycota; Mucoromycetes; Mucorales; Mucoraceae
Exons: 5
Coding region: 1-795 (264 amino acids)
Source: RefSeq, a predicted model, not a curated record